Ipomoea nil (Japanese morning glory) is the source of this 1819-nucleotide messenger RNA. RefSeq names its product protein ABHD17B-like. The record is from RefSeq and is a predicted model, not a curated record. The transcript has 5 exons. The coding region runs from base 407 to 1651 and encodes 414 amino acids. NCBI's taxonomy places the organism in Eukaryota, Viridiplantae, Streptophyta, Magnoliopsida, Solanales, Convolvulaceae.
AAUUCCUAGUUUCCUACUUUGCCAAUUGCCAGUUUGCCACCCCAACCCCAAGGGCUCAUUAAUCCACACUAUACUCUCCAUUAUAUGCAGUUAUGCACAACACUACACUACACAGACACCUCUCUCUCUCUCUCUCUCUCUCUCUCUCUCUCUCUCUCAUAUUCACUCACUCUCACUGUCACAGCUUUCACAGAUUUAGCCAAACACAAGUAGUCCUCUCUCCCUCUCUGUAACACCGAAACCCAACCUUCCAUUCAACAUUUUUCAGCGUCUUUCUCUCUCUCUCUCUCUCUCAUGCAUUCAUGAGUUGCGUCUUCAGAGCCCAUUCAGCUCUGGGGGCGGUGCCGGCCGGGAAAACCUUCAAUCUUUCUUCCGAUUCCAGCUUUACUUACAAUCAUUCAUAUUCAUGGGUUGUUUGGUAUCUCAGCUGGCGGCCAAGUUCGCCUUCUUUCCGCCGUCUCCGGCCACCUACCAGGUCAAGAAGCGCGACGACGGCCGCCUCGUCGCCGUCUCCACCGCCUCCUCCAUGCCCAUCUCCGGCGCCGCCGACGACCCUUCUUUGGAUGUGCUCCUUCUGGACACCAAAAGAGGCAACAAGAUCGUUGCUUAUUACCUCAAGAACCCAUACGCUAGGCUCACUAUGCUAUACUCUCACGGCAAUGCGGCUGAUCUCGGCCAGCUCUAUGACUUGUUUCUUCAGCUUAAAGCUAAUCUCCGAGUCAACCUUAUGGGGUAUGACUAUUCUGGUUAUGGAGCUUCUAAUGGGAAGCCAAGUGAGUUCGAUACAUAUGCUGAUAUCGAGGCAGUAUAUCAAUGCCUUCAAACUGAAUAUGGUGUUAGCCAGGAAGAUCUGAUUUUGUAUGGACAGUCUGUUGGAAGUGGCCCGACAUUGCACUUGGCAGCUCGAUUGCCAAGGCUGAGAGGCGUAGUUUUGCAUAGUGGCAUUCUUUCUGGUCUUCGUGUGCUCUGUCAUGUGAAGUUUGCGUUUUGCUGCGACAUUUACAAGAAUGUAAACAAGAUUCGGAAGGUGAAAUCCCCUGUGCUUGUAAUACAUGGCACGGAAGAUGAUGUGGUAAACUGGUUGCAUGGUGAGAGACUAUGCAAAAUGGCUAGGGAUGCGUACGAGCCCUUGUGGAUUAAGGGAGGAGGGCACUGCAACUUAGAGCUUUACCCCGACUAUAUCCGCCACCUAUGCAGGUUUGUCCAAGAAAUGGAGAACAUGAACACGAAAGCUCGACUCCAAAAGAUCCGGCAAACACUCCAACUACAAAAGCGAUCAAACGCCCCGACGUGCUGCUGCAACAUUAAAUGCCCGAAGCCCAGAUGCACCACAAAAUGCCCAGAAUGCCCAAAGCCCAGUUGCACAGAAUGCCUGGAGUGCCCGAAGCCCAGCUGCACGAAAUGCUGCUUUUGGCCAAAAUGCCUCGAGUGCUCGAAGCCCAGCUGCACGAAAUGCUGUUGUUGGACAAAAUGCCUGGAGUGCUCGAAGCCUAGUUGCACGAAAUGUUGGUGUUGGCCAAGAUGCCCGAAAUGGAGGCUGAAAUGCCCGAAAUGGAAGCCAAAAUGCGGGUGUUUACAACCGAGCUGCAUAAAAUGCUCGUGUUGGUGGUCGAAAUGCUCGUGCAGGCAGCCAAAAUGCUGGUGUUGGUGAUAGGUAUGGGGUAUGGUGGGGGGUAUACAAACUUAGAAAGUUGUUGUAUAGAAGAUGAGCCCUUCAAUCUGUGCAGUAAUCUUAGAGAUUGCUAUGAUAAAUUAGACAAUAGGUUUCAAUUCCAACUUCAUAGUGUUAAAAUAUAAUGCUGCUGCUCAUUCAUCAAAA